UCUGUAUCUUCUAAAGCAGAAUCAAUGGCUGGAAUGCUCCCUGGUGUGGAAUGUGCUCGAAGAAGGCGAAUCCAUCAAGGAGGAGGAUGGAUUGAGUCAAAGUGCAUAGCGGGUAAUGGUCGAACAAGGCGCUCAGCUUUCUGUCUUUAUACAAUUAGCAGCCAUGAAACCCAUCUCAAUGCAUACUCCUCACUGCAAAGAAACACAUCAAAACAGAGUUUCCAGGAUGAGAAACUGGGAGGAGUGGCUAGAGAAGCUAAGGAGAGACUGGAUGAGAGGUUAAAGUCACCAAAAAAACCAGAAACUAAAAGGCAGAGCAGCAAAGAGAGUGGGAAGGGAUCAGGUUCUGUUGUCCAGCUUGGAGAUUUGCCAAAAGAGGUGUUCGGAUUGAAGAAGAGUAGUAGCUCCGACGCCAAGAGAUUCAGGUGGGCGAAGUUGGGGUGGAGGGCAUUGGGUCAAGACGAGUGUGCAGUUUGCUUAGAACGGUUCAAGGCAGGGGAGACCCUUCUGCACCUGCCUUGUGCUCAUAGGUUCCAUUCCAGGUGCUUAGUGCCGUGGCUAGAAAGCAGCUCUCACUGCCCUUGUUGUAGAUUGAGAAUUUUAAUUUAGUGUCUGUAACCUUGUAGCUUAUCUAUGAAUUUAUGGUUGUUCAAGCUUGUAGGUUGGUGGUGGAUAACCUAUGGUUUACUCA
Messenger RNA from Telopea speciosissima, 691 nucleotides. RefSeq names its product probable E3 ubiquitin-protein ligase RHY1A. Gene Ontology annotation, biological process: ubiquitin-dependent protein catabolic process. The transcript is spliced from 4 exons. Gene Ontology annotation, molecular function: ubiquitin protein ligase activity. The record is from RefSeq and is a predicted model, not a curated record. Lineage: Eukaryota; Viridiplantae; Streptophyta; Magnoliopsida; Proteales; Proteaceae. Bases 25 to 609 code for a protein of 194 amino acids.